Psilocybe cubensis is the source of this 4098-nucleotide messenger RNA. RefSeq names its product Endoribonuclease Dicer-like protein 3a. Gene Ontology annotation, molecular function: nucleic acid binding; ATP binding; ribonuclease III activity. NCBI's taxonomy places the organism in Eukaryota, Fungi, Basidiomycota, Agaricomycetes, Agaricales, Agrocybaceae. The record is from RefSeq and is a predicted model, not a curated record. Bases 1 to 4098 code for a protein of 1365 amino acids. The transcript has 9 exons. Gene Ontology annotation, biological process: RNA processing.
AUGAGUGCCGACGACCUGAUUAAAGAGUCGCUGCUGCCGAGGCGCUAUCAAGAAGAAAUAUUCUCAAGAGCACAACAAGGGAAUGUUAUUGCGGCGAUGGAUACUGGCUCUGGUAAAACCCUCGUCAGUUUACUCCUCAUCAAAUGGAUUUCUUCGCAGGAAAAAUCCAUUGGUAAACUUAUAGCCUUUCUGGUCCCGAAGGUCGCGCUCGUGGAACAGCAAUACGCGUUCAUCCUUAAUAACUCGUCCCUAAGAGUCGCAAAAUUCCAUGGAGCACUAGACUUAGAUUUAAGUGAUAGAAUCGGGUGGAAGGAACGUCUCGAAGGCUGUGACGUGGUUGUAAUGACUGCCCAGGUAUUCCUCAAUAUCUUGACCCAUUCACUUUGGGCUCUAGAUAAGGUAUCGUUGAUGAUUUUUGAUGAAUGUCACCAUGCUCGAAAGAAUCAUCCAUAUAAUGGCGUUCUACGCGAAUAUUUUCAUAGUCCUACUCAUCUUCGCCCGAAGAUCUUUGGAAUGACGGCUUCUCCUAUCUGGAAUGUAAAGGAUCCACGAGGAUCUCUAGCUAGUCUGGAAAAAAAUUUGGACGCGAAAGUCACUGCAGUCCGCGAUCACGUUCAAGAACUCGUUGCUCAUUCUCCCAAAGCCACGGAAUUGGUUAGAGUUUACUCCCGUCCUCCUGCAGAAUAUGACUUCCCUUCACCCACCUUAUUCCAGUGCCUCAAAGUUAUUGAUAUCCAGCUCUGGAAUCAGUUGGACAUCCCUUGGGCAAAUAUAGAAAACCGCUAUCUUGUCACACUGAAUGACCUGGGACCAUAUUGUGCUUCUUUGUUUCUCUAUCAAGAAAUUCAUUACCAUGCUUGUAGAGUGAUUGUCGAGAACAAGCAAUCGAUCGUGGCAAAACUUGAUGAUGUGAUGGCAAUGGAGGGAAUUCUACCUGUUCCUCCUUCAUGCUCGACGCCUUUUCCAGAUGACUUCUCCUUACUUGCUGAUAUCCUUUAUGAAUACACGGAUAUAUUUCCAACUGGGACUAGCGGUCUGCCACUCUCAACGCAUGUGCCAUUGGCUUGGUGCACACCAAAAGUGAAGCUACUGGUCGACAUCCUGUGUGCCUUUCUCACUGGGCAAGGGACAAAUAGCGAUGGAAUCUCAAAGCAAACAGAUCGCACUCAUGGAGACCCUGUGAAACGUUUUAGGGACCGCCAAAUUAAUAUUCUCGUUGCGACAUCAGUUGCUGAGGAAGGGUUAGAUUUUAAGGAAUGUGAUCUUGUUGUCCGGUUUGAUCCUCUUCAACAUAUGGUUGGAUAUGUUCAGUCCCGAGGCCGAGCGAGAAAGGAUGGGUCAACAUAUGUUGUGAUGAUCCAAGAGAACGACACAGCCCAGCUCGAAAAGUAUCAUGCUCUAAAACAGAAAGAGCCUGAAGUCAAUCGCGUCUACCAAACUCGUCAUAUGGAUAUUGAUGAUGAUGAAUCUGGCAGCGACGAUGAAACGGACCCUGUCGAUAUGAUGGCACGUGAGAGAUAUGUUGUACCAUCCACAGGAGCUGUACUCAACUACGACAACUCCCUGAACCUCCUCAAUUAUCUUUGUUCCCUCAUUCCUUGUGACGCAUUCACCACCGCUCAUGUUCCUAAGUACGGAGGUGACUUCCAGGCUACAGUCCAGCUUCCUCGAGCUUUACCUCUCUCACCUGAGGACCUUUUCUUUUCUGGCCCAAUCAGGCGGUCCAAAAGGGAAGCUCGACGAGCUGUCGCCUUCAAGGCUGUAAAACGGUUAAAAGAACUCGAUGUCUUUGAUGAAUACCUCCUUCCCAUGGCGAAACACUCGGAAGAUGGAGAAUCGAUAGGAAAAACCCACCGUCCCCAGAAAACUAAGCGUCCUGAAAUACCCGUGAUUAUGAAUGUGUUGAUUCGCGACCCAUGGUGUAUUGGAAAUAAAUUAUGGAUUCAUCCUAUUGUCAUCGGUGAACGGCUUGUCGCAGGACUGGUAACUGGUACUCCACUGCAUCCGGAAGAAAUAACCAUUGCUGGGCAACCGGUGAAAACACUCCCAGCAAAACUUCUCACUUUUGAAAAGGAUGAUGAAUACGACCAAAGAGCAGUUAUGCACGAAUUCACCAAAUUAGGAAUUUGGUAUACCAUCACUUCAAGACCCUUAACUUCUUCUCUCAGCCUUUACCUCGUGCCGGUCACAGCUGCACUAUUGCCCGACUUCCAUGCAAUGGAGCUACUCUUGUCGAACCCUCAUGGCAUUAGCGACUGGAGUCAAGUAUCGGAAGAAGAUUACGAAAAGUUAGUUGUCAUCUCCGUCAAUCACUGGGGGAGUAUCCAUCUGCUCCGAAGGAUUCGUCAUGAUUUGUCUCCCAUGUCCGUGCCUACACCCGGUUCUCGAGAAGCUGCGGGCGCAACCUAUUAUGAAUACUGGAUGGCAAAAUGGGCAAGAAAAAAACGUCCGGCUCUCGUUCCAUGUGACGGUCCGCUCUUAGAGGCUCUACGUCGUCCACGUUCAAAUAUGGGGGCGUAUUCCAUGGAUCAUACUUCGGCCAAUACCGUCAUGGUCUCUGUGCCGGAUGGUCGUUUAUUGCCACUGAGGAAAUGUAACUGGUUGCCAAUUUCUAGCUCGAUUCUUGACGCCUUCGACGUACUUCCUGUCUUAUGUCGCCGCAUGACAGAUUGUUAUAGAGCACAAUCAGCACGAUUUGAAUUGGGAUUACCAGCUAUAACAACUAAUCUAAUUAUCGAGGCUUUCACAAUUCCGUCGGCCACGAUGCCGUUUAACAAUCAACGAAUGGAAACCUUAGGCGACGCUGUCUUGCAACUGUGCACUACUGUCCACCUCCUGAAUAAAUAUCCUAACCGACACGAAGGCCAACUGUCUAAUUUGCGACAAAGAUAUGUCCAAAAUCAAUUUCUUUUACGCAGAGCACUGGACCUUGCGUUCGGACGCUUUGUAAAUUCAGAAAUUCCGAGUAUUUUCAAAUAUAGAUAUGUGCUGCAAUCUCCGCUUUACACAGACAGUAUAAUUCCUCAAAGAUACUACAACAGUGCAUAUCCGCGACGUAGUUUGCAAGAUUGCAUGGAAGCAAUUUUAGGGGCCAGCUUUCUUGCGGGCAGCAUUCCACUUUCUUUGCAGACAGGAACCGCUUUAGGUCUUGAGUUCGGAGGAUCACUUCCAUGGUUCAUGCGCUAUAGUCAAAACAUUGAACCAACGACUAUUGCUCCUCUAUUUUCUAGCUUGGAGAAAGAUCUCGGUUAUAAAUUUCGCUAUAAUCAUCUUUUACUGGAGAGCCUCAGCCAUCCCUCGUGCACUAACUCGAACGUUCCUUCAUACCAGCGUCUAGAAUUUUUAGGAGACGCCAUCCUCGAUUUGGUGGUCAUUUAUUACCUAUUUCGCAAAUUUCCUGAUGCGACUUCUCAUCAGCUAGCUUUGCCGAGGACAAAGGCUAUUUGUUCUCCCAGCCUGGCUUAUCUAGCUGUUCGCAAAUUGGCACUACAUAAAGUGAUGCUGAGCAACAGUAUCAACUUGACCACAGCCAUUGACUUUUAUUCACCGCUGUUGGAAAACCUUUCGGGAAAAGAAAUCGUCAAAAAUGGGUGGAAAUAUGAUCCUCCUAAAGCCCUUAGUGAUGUCUUUGAGAGCGUCAUUGGAGCGGUGCUGGUGGAUUCUGGGUACGACUAUGAAAAGACAGCUAGCGUUGUAGAGCAUGUCAUGUCAGAUGUUUUGGAAGCCCUUUCUCCAGCUGUAGACAAAGAUCCUGUUAGUGAACUCUUGGAGUGGACUGCGGUGUCUGCCAGAAAAAAGAAUAAAACCUAUGAUAUGGUGGAGCAGGAGGGGAUUGCAGUCACAGUACAUGGGACUAUGAUAGUCGGACCGAUUGUCUCGGCAAGCUUGACGGUUGCAAAGUUUGCCGCUGCCGAAAGAGCUCUGACUGUUCUCAAAGAUCCCAUGUCAGAGAAUUCGCUUCUCUGUCUCUGUGAUUGUGCAUUCACAAUGAAAGUGAUGCUGCCUCCUAUUGCGAAUUUACAACAAUGCACAGAGAAUAAUUUCCCGCAGGACAAUGCAUCGGAUGAAGAAGACGAAGCGAUGGAAGUCCAAACUUAA